AUGUAUUGUAGUCAUAAUUUUGCUAAACCAUCAAGCAUAAGCACCCGUGGUCGACUUGUCCUUGUGCGCUUUCCAGGAUGCACACACCCCGCUUACGGAGGAAGUCAGCAGAUUGGGGUACAAAAGCGAAGGUUUCAUACGGUUGUAGGUAUGGAUAAGCUUGAGUCACUUUUAGAUCGGCUUGAAAAGGUCGUCUUGUGUUUGGAGAGCUCUCAGGAUACCGGAAUGAACCGCUGUCCACAAACAAGCACUCAGUUUUCUUCUAAAGAUUCUCCUUCAGUGUAUCUAGGGAACCCCAAAAGCAACAACUCUUUGAAGGAGUACGAUGACUUAAUUUCUGGCCCACUUGCUGAAUUCCUGACUCUGAGCAAAAAGAUUGGCGGUGACGUGAAGGAACAGAGUGAUCUGGUUCAAAAAUGCUUCGUCUGCCAGCGACAAAUAAUUGAAAAUGCUGCUCAGCAUGGCAAGCCGUCAGAAUCACAUCUUGAGGGAUUAUUGAGACAGUGUGGCGAGCCAGUCGCCGCCGUGGUGCAAUAUAAGGAUAAAAAGCGGAGCAGUCAAUAUUUCAACCACCUUUCUGCGGUCGCUGAAUCCAUACUCGCUUUAGGUUGGGUCAGUGUGACACCCGCACCUGCUCCGUACAUCCAAAACAUGCAAGAAGCCGCUCAAUUCUUCAUAAAUCGCGUUAUCAAAGAUUUCAAAGAAAAAGACCCGCAACACUUGGCAUGGACAAAGGCCCUUACGUCUCUGUGGGACGGAUUGCGCGACUACGUGAGGAAAAAUCAUACAACUGGUCUGAGUUGGAACGUCAACGGCACUUCGUGUCCGUCUACAGGCGGCGGUGUACCCGCUCCUCCACCGGCGUUUUCUGACGCAGACUUGGUCGCACCGGCAGCUCCAUCAGGUGAUCCGACCAGGAAUGCUUUGUUUGCUGAGCUCAACCGCGGGGAGGCUAUUACAGCUGGACUGCGCAAAGUUUCCGAUGGUAUGAAAACCCACAAGAACCCAGAAUUACGUGCUGGUGCAGGCCUUCAACCACGCUCCGGACCACCCCAAAAAGCACCUAAACCUACCACCUCGAACAACGGAACGAAGCAGGCAACGCCAGUAAUGGAAUUACGUGGGAACAAAUGGGUCGUUGAAAACUACCAGAACCAACACCUCAAAAUCACGGAAACCGAACCGAAACAAACGGUUUAUGUGUACAAAUGCGUGGGCUGUACUAUCGAGGUCAAGGGGAAGAUCAACUCAAUUAUGAUGGACAACUGUAAAAAGACCGGGGUGGUUUUCGAUGAUUUGAUUUCUGCCCUGGAUAUUGUUAACUGCCAGAGUGUGCAAGUGCAGUCCAUGGGUCAGUUACAAACGGUGAACGUUGACAAAACGGAUGGAUGUCAAAUCUACUUGAGCAGCCAGUCACUGUAUGCGGAUAUAAUCACUGCAAAGUCUUCCGAAUUGAAUGUACUAGUUCCGAAAGCGAAUGGGGAUUAUGAUGAAUUUCCCGUCCCCGAACAAUUCAAAACGAAGUUUACAGGCAAAGGUUUACAAACCACGCAAAUGGAAUCAAUUUAAAUGCCAAUAGAAGUCGCAACAUCCAGCUGCGCACGCUGUCCUUGCUUCGCCUUUCUAGUAGACAACAACGCCUUUGUUUCACCCUAUUUAUCGAGCGAUAUCUCUCCAUGUCGGACCACAUAUAUACGCUGCCGUUUUGCUUUUGGGCGCAGCGCUACUGUCCCCCCUCCGCUUUAUUUCCGGUAACUGUUUUUCUUCAUAUUUUUUACCGCGCAUUAAAAUUUUGAUUUAAUGCAUGCUCACCUACUGUUUUAUCGAUCUCCAUGAUUAUCACAAACUUUGUGAGUUGUUUAUGGCAUGCGCCCCCCAAUGUGCAGUGUGGUUUAUUGAAGUCUGAUGCAUGCCUACCGGUGAAUCACGUGUUAGCUUGCUCUGGUAACUAGCAUCAGGUUUGCUCACGUGCCUCAAUGUGUGCGCAAUGCGUCGACCUGGGAACGGGACUGUAGCGACGGGAUAUGUAGCACACCUGGAUUUGGCGACUUUCAGGAGUUUCACGGCCUGUUUGAGUACUCUUGCCCCGUUUCCAGCUAAAGCCGUGUAAUUUCAAAUCAGAUGAUCUAGUUUAAUCGUUUUUUUCCAACAUUUGUAACCGUGAAUUGUUUUAAGGCGAUUAUAGAGAUACU
Opisthorchis viverrini is the source of this 2192-nucleotide messenger RNA. RefSeq lists its product as hypothetical. Gene Ontology annotation, biological process: cell morphogenesis; regulation of adenylate cyclase activity; cytoskeleton organization. The transcript has 13 exons. The coding region runs from base 1 to 1569 and encodes 522 amino acids. NCBI's taxonomy places the organism in Eukaryota, Metazoa, Platyhelminthes, Trematoda, Opisthorchiida, Opisthorchiidae. The record is from RefSeq and is a predicted model, not a curated record. Gene Ontology annotation, cellular component: cytoplasm. Gene Ontology annotation, molecular function: actin binding; adenylate cyclase binding.